UUAAUGUGGUCAAUCUUAUCCAAACUCGUGGAUAUUAUAAUGAUCGAUGGAUCGUGAGAAGUCGAGAGAGAGCCCUUCACUAGAGGGCAGAAGAAGAGAAGAGAACUCGUUAGCGGCGCCACGAUCGGCCGGAACGAUGAAUAUUGCUCAUACAAUCUUCGGCGUUCUCGGAAACGCAACUGCUCUGUUCCUGUUCUUGGCACCGACGAUCACGUUCAAGCGGAUCGUCAAGAACAGAUCGACGGAACAGUUUUCAGGGAUCCCGUAUCCGAUGACUCUCCUAAACUGUCUCCUCUCUGCUUGGUACGGACUUCCCUUUGUCUCGAAGAACAACACGCUUGUGUCGACAAUCAAUGGGACAGGAGCUGCGAUCGAGAUAAUCUAUGUGUUGAUCUUCCUCGUAUUUGCUCCUAAGAAGGAGAAAGCUAAGAUCUUUGGUAUCUUCACCUGCGUGAUCACGCUCUUCUCUGCAGUGGCUCUUGUUUCUCUCUUCGCCCUCCAUGGCAACUCCAGGAAGCUCUUCUGUGGUCUGGCCGCCACCAUUUUCUCCAUCAUCAUGUAUGCAUCUCCCCUCUCAAUCAUGAGAAUGGUGAUAAAGACAAAGAGCGUGGAGUACAUGCCCUUCUUCCUCUCGCUCUUUGUCUUUCUCUGUGGCACAUCCUGGUUCAUAUAUGGCCUCCUCGGCCGUGACCCGUUUGUCGCUAUCCCAAACGGCUUCGGGUGUGGGUUAGGAGCAACGCAACUGAUACUCUACCUGAUAUACUACGGAAACAAAGGCGAGAAGGCGGAAGAGAAGAAGUCUGUGGAGAUGAAAGGGGAGGAGAUGCAACAUCAACUGGUCUAAGGUUGCUUUUGGAUCGAGCCCUUUGUCUUCUUCGUUUUAGUUCAGUGUUCCUUAGGAUGUUGUCCGAACAACAUGUAAAGAAAUGAAAGGAGAAGAUGCAAAUCUCUCCCUCUCUCUCUCUGUUGAAGAACAUCAUUGAAAUAUGAGUGUUGUUUAAGCACAGAAUCAUUCAAUGGAAGUUAGGUUAGCUUUCAUGUAAA
This is a messenger RNA of Tarenaya hassleriana, 1044 nucleotides long. RefSeq names its product bidirectional sugar transporter SWEET1-like. Lineage: Eukaryota; Viridiplantae; Streptophyta; Magnoliopsida; Brassicales; Cleomaceae. Gene Ontology annotation, biological process: carbohydrate transport. The record is from RefSeq and is a predicted model, not a curated record. The transcript has 7 exons. The coding region runs from base 47 to 844 and encodes 265 amino acids. Gene Ontology annotation, cellular component: membrane. Gene Ontology annotation, molecular function: sugar transmembrane transporter activity.